AUGGAGGUCAGCAAGAUGCCACGAUACACUGGACCGGUCAGUUUUUCGCCUUUAUCCAGUCUGAUUUUGCUGUUGCAGGUUUCUGCGGCCAACUUUCCCCACCUGACCAUAAUUUUGUGUGCGGCAGGUCUGCUUUUCGCCGCUUGGUUCAUGGUUCUCGAGGUUUUCCUUCAUAUGCUGGGACUUUCUCAAUUGUCAUUCUAGGUUACGUCGAACAAGUACAACCGGAGCAUUCUCAAAGAACUGACGAUCGCCUCUUUGGCGGCUCUUUUCUUAGGGUUCGGCACCACUUUCCUGCUUCUCUGGGUUGGUAUAUACGUCUAAUUCAUUAGCUUUACUAACUUAUAUAUUUUUUUUAUCGAUUGUUGAUGAUUGUUUUUAUUGGAUAAUAAUUUUUUCGCGGGGUUUGAUUCACUGUGAUAAUAAAGGCUUUUGAAAUAUUAGGCUUGUUUCUUGAAGAAAAAAAAAUUUUUUUCACGGUCGUCAGUACCACUGAAGUCCUAGAUCAUGAUUUAACAGUGUUUUAGCUGGGAUAGAUUUUCAAAACUGUUCUUUAAUUCUGAAAAUGUCUCCGAAGGGCUUGUUUUUGUUUUAAAAAAUUGAAGCUGUUUGGAUUAAUGUUACGUCAUUUUUCUAUCCUUGGGCUUCAAACAUUGUACGGUAAUAAAAUAUGACUGAACGAAAACAUUUUUCGAACCGAGUGGCCAAUGUUCAGCGCCAAAACAGAAAACGCCGCAACAAUUUAUGACCGGUGAAGAGCUGUCCAGCGGCGAAGGGAUUGGUACUUUUGUGGCGGCGCCUUUCGGUGUGUUUACGGACAGAUAAAUCUGGAGGAUUCCUGCGAAACACAUGAAGGCGUGACGGAUGGCGGACGGCGGUGUCGUGCUCUUUGAUGCUCCUGAAGGCCCGCCCUCAGGCUCCAGCCACGUCUUCUCCGAUACUUCUUGGAUGCGUACGCCCAUCACGCGGCGAUUUGUCCUCCCGAACACGAUAGGUACUUAAGCUGGCCCAAGAACCCUUCAUAACUUUUUCUUUUGCUCAUGCCGCUCUUCAAUUUUCUUCCGGUUUUUGAACAUCACUAACUUCUUUUUCCUGUGAAGGACAUUGCUCCCUUGUAGGCAACUUAAACUCGUAAGCGAUCAGAGCUCCGGUCGGCCUUUAUCUAACACUACUGUGCUGAAUUUUUUUCCGCGCUUUUCUUGAUUUUUCUCUGUGACAGCUGUAGAAAAAAGGCGCCUGCAGGAAACAAGAUUGAAAAUGCUUCCUAGAAAAAUUUGAUUUUCGCCGAACUUUGACGGGGAAUUUAUUUAUUUUUUAGGACAUCAGCACGUGAACUUUUACGCAAAACAAAAGCAGAAAAAAAAUGGUUGAAUCAAGAAAAUUCUUUGAAAUUUUUCGUAACACCGUAAAUUUUACAGAAAAAUCCUAGAGUUUUUUUCUACUUGAAAGUUGCGUAAGACAUAUCAAAAACUUUUUCUAGUGUUGAGGUCAAUAUUUUUUUGAAUUUCGAAUAAUGAAAAAGAAAGUACAAUAAAAAAAUAGGCUGACGAAAGGGCAAUUUAUUCACUCAUUUUCGGAUGAUCCAUUACAGAAAAGGGCGUGGCUUCACAGAUAUGCCUUAAAUCAGUUUUUUUUAAAGCAUCCAUUUCAAAGAAAAAGACAACCGUAUUCAGGAAAAAAUGUAGUUUCCAAUUUCUUUUAAAUCGGAAAAGGUUUUGCCUUCAUAAAACUGCAAUCCAGUCAUUUUUCUGUAAUGCUCAUCGGAAGGCUACACGAUCUUUCGGCUUUUCGCCGUUGAGUCAGCCGAAUCCGGAAAAAUUCAAUUACCUUCGCCCAUGUUGUGCUAUCUCAGCCGCCAUUUAUAGAGCAUCUUGGCAAGUUUUUCUCGCCUUCAAAUGACACAAACAAACAAAUUUCCAUCUGUUUGCUCCUUGUGUUACCCAUCUGAAGAAUUGAAUCAUGAAGCCAAAAUAUUUAUUCGAGUCCGAAAAUUCUCCAAGAACGCCUGAAUUAUUACCUUGUUUAUCCAUGAAAGCCGAUAAAUUUAAUUUCUUCUCUUUAUAUUGAAGAGUGCCUAGAAGAUGGAAUAGUCAGGAACAAAUUGAAGGUUUCGAAGAAAAAAACGGAGUGCCGCAAAUUUUAUGUUUCCUGAGCUACUUCGGAUCUCGAAAACUCAUCUUUUUCUAUUUUUUUAAUCAUUUCCUUAUAUCAAAGAGCUGAAGGUUACUUUAAAUUUGGACUGGAAGCUUCAGGCAGAAAGGAAAGGAUUUCAAAAGUCAGUGUUUUUAAAAUUUUUCACAUCAAAGAACUCCUAUUUAGAAUAAAAACACUUCCAUCAAUUUUUAAAAGUAUUACUUUUAUGUAUUUCAGAUGUGAUCUUAAGGUAAAUUUAUUUGAGGAAGUUUUUCAUUUUUUCUUUUUCAAAUUGAUUCGUUAGUCUGAAGAAAAAUUGAGAUCAGAAUUCUGUCCAAAAGUCCACUUCCUGAUGCCAUCAGGAAGUUUCUUUUUCUACCAAUAUAUUUGUGCAGUUAAUGUCCGCACUUGGGACUUUCUACUGAAAUUGAAGCAGACAUAUGACGAAGCCAUAAUAUGUUUGAUGUGGCGCAUAACUUCAGUAUCAAAUUCUGAAGAAGCAAAAAAGAGUGGGUGGACAAGUCCGAAGUCUUGCGCCUCUUUUCUUCGCCUUGGUUCUGCCACAUUUAUCAUGUCGCCAAACUUUCUUGUUUUUUCGCAAAGUUUCUUCCGUUUUUCAUUCUUCCGUUUUUGGAAGGUUGGACGUUGGAAAAAAAAAAAUUAAUUUUUAUAAUAGUUUCAAGAACCUGGUGGUCUUUAAACAAGGACGUUAUUUAAGAAGAUCCAGAAAUGUUGCGUUUUUUUCUACCAGUUCUAUUAUUUUGAAAACUGUACAUCAUCGAUCCGAUUCGAGGUUUUUUCAAUUAAAUAUGAUUUCUUUCGAAACUGUGAUUAAGUUCUCUUUCUAGUCUAGUUGAUUUUCGACAUGCUUACAGAUUCCAGGGGUGGAUACAAUUUUUUGAUGUGAAUGCGCUUUUUGAAGCUUAGGUAUAUUUGAAGUUCAUCAAGAAGAUUUAGACCUUUUUGUUCAGAUUACUAUCUUCUCUCAACUUCUUUUCUUAGGUUCUUUUUGACGGAUGCCGGCAGAACAAAGAAUCCAGAGCCGUUAAAUCCAACGGCGUGUGGAAAGAGUCAUGAUGAGUGCCGUGUUUUGGACAUCUCCUGGGACCGCCGGUCACCCAUUUAUCUCCUCAUUUCUAUUCGCAUUCUUCGCUUUUUUCUUCUUUUUUCUUGUCUUUCAACUUUUUUUUCUACGUUCUUUUGAAGCCAAAACCGUAAGUGGUUUGAGAUUAUUAAAGACUUCUCCGUUUCAAACAGAUUCAAAAAAUUUUGCACAGAGCAAAAAUGAUGGGCGCCGGACGCACCGGAUUUCGCUACAAAAAGCACACUCCAAUAAACAACAACAAGGUAUUUCAAACAAAAGUUAAAAUUAAAAUAUUAGAAUUAGUUAGGAAAAUUCCCUAAAUGAGGUCGUCGUAAAAUUAGAUUCUACUUUCCUACUGUGUACUUUAAUGAGAUAAUGAUCCUUGUAGUCUUGAAUGUUCAGCGGGAGUCUCGAGUCAGAAAAUAAAUGGAGAAAAUUCUCUCGAUCUUCUUUUUUUUUCCAACGAUACCUAAGAUAAAAGACGACACAAGUUGGCCUCUGCCUUCCAAAAAUGGCAUCGAAGCCGUUUUUGAAAAAUGUGCUCUAAUGUCGUUUCUUGUUGGGCCCACGUAUUUCUCAGGGGAAUAGCCACCGCUUAACACGUGAGGUUGCGCCACGGUUUUUUUUUCCAGCAAAGCUCAAUUUUUUGCUUUUUCGAAAAUGGAGUAAAGGCAACAGAUGGUAAAUUAAUCUAUGAAUUAAAAAACAUUCGGUGAGUCUUUAAUCUAGUCGGUGUGAGAAAAAAAAAGCUCCAAUGGUAAUCAUGAUAACCUAUUUCAGAUAUGAAUAGAAAAGAUUUCUUCAAGAUCGUGAUUUUCAAUCUUAAAAAUGUAAAUUAAAACCAUCUCAUAAAAGUAUAUCAAGUAUCCAAUUAUCAAUUUGCUCUAAAGAACGAAGUCUCUGAUUUUCUGGCCAUAGCCUUCAUUAAUGUUUUGUGACGACCCUAAUUGGUUUGGAAGUCCAAUUUGUAAAACUUUUUCAUCAAUUUUUUUUCUCGAUGUAUAGUUAAGAACACGUUCAGAAAUCGAAAAAAACAAACUCGCCGUCGUCUUCGCAAACUCUUUCUUCGAAAUCAGUCACCCGAUUGGCGGUUCCGGAAACGAUGAGAAGAAGAAGCGGCAGCGUUCCAGUUAUCAAGCUCAACACAUUGGUUUGAGAAACAGGACCAUCACCAACAGAAAUCAAUUGCAGGCUUCUGAAUGGUCUCUCAAAUAUGAACACGUUAGAGCACUGAAAAUGACUUGGGCGAGGUUAUGUGAACCACCACGAUUCAACUGCAAAGGUAUCGUUGGACUCGUCGAACGCGUCUGGGAGAAGCUCGACCACGUCAGUUCCGAACUUUCCACAAUCUGAGAUUCGUCGGACCCAUUUCAGAAGGACAAAGAUGUGAGGACGAUAUUCUACAACGCGGCGUUCGUCGACUCGAUGCACGAACGUUGUGAGAGGAGGUUCGAAGACGAACAGGUCACACCGCAAUGUUGUGUGUAUAGGCGAUCAGGCUCGAUAGCCACCCUCCGCGACCACACUCACUUCUUCGUCUCCCUCGUGUCUCAGGUGGGACUUCGUUGAAACCAAGGCUCCAGACGUCAAAGUUCCAGGUUGUAAUGAGUCUCGACAUCGAUCCCACUAGGAUUCUGGAGCACUUGGACAUGCUAGGUUGCCUCAAUACUGAUUUGUGAAAGUAUUUCUGGAGUUUAGGCCGCAACCACGCUUACCUUCGAAAAUACGGUUUUAAAGCAACUCAUUGGGAAAAAGUUGGAGAAUAUUUCGUCGACAUCGUAGUAAUACAGGUGAGGGUAGCUUUUUUCUGAUGUUUUCCUUUUUUGUCAUUUAGUAGAAUCUAUUUGAAAAUAAACUGUAUCCUUUAUUUCAUUUUCACCCGAUUUUCGCGGUUUAUGAAGGCUCUUUCUUUGGGUUUUUUUUCCCAAGGUACUAUAGAUUUUAUAUUUUCUCUUUCACUUUUCCGCCAUCAUUCCAGUGAAUAAACUACAAUAGUACGCUACAAAUUUUCAGGACUGUGUACGUGGAUUCCCAGAAGCGUGUCGGGCCUGGACAAUGCUGAUAGCGGCGAUGGUCGACCGGCUGAGAGCAGCCCCACGUCGCGGAAGUUUCGCUGACACCAACGGAUUCGCCAACUCGAGGUGAUCAGUCAGGCUCCUUUUUACGCUCUAAUUCUGGUUUUAGAAGAGGUAGCGCCUGUUCACUUGUCAACCACGGUAGCAGCGACGGCUCUCUCGCCACCGCGUCCCCUUCCAGCAGCCAGACAAAGUUUGUUUUUGCUUUGUGGUUUUUAUUUGUAUUUCUUUAUAUUCAAUUUGAGUCGAAACAUAAAUUUCCAAACUUAAACUUUUGUUCGUAAAAAGUCCGAGACUUAGACUCACGAAAAUGAAACAAAAAUUUCAUUUUGCGUGCUAGAUAUUACACGUCUUUUGUCUCCAUGCAGAAAUGUUUCCAGAAUUUCGUCGGAAUUAUUUUGAAAUCUAUCGAGAGUUAAAUAUAUUGUCACAAAAAUAUUUAGAAAAUCGAUGAAAUUGGAGAAAAGAAAUCUAAAACAACAAUUAGAACUAAAAAACUCAAAAAGUAUUUCUUUGCAACCAUUUGCAGAAUGCCUGGCGGCUGUAAAGAGUUUGUGGAGAAAGAGAAAGGGAUCGAAUCGCGACGCAACUCGUUGAUCUUGCCGGCCACCACCAUCGACAUGUCGCAUCUGAAGUCGGUCCUUCCCGACAACGACGUCGCCGCCUGA
Messenger RNA from Caenorhabditis auriculariae, 5960 nucleotides. NCBI's taxonomy places the organism in Eukaryota, Metazoa, Nematoda, Chromadorea, Rhabditida, Rhabditidae. The record is from the annotation of a GenBank genome assembly.